AAAACCCUAGAGCGGUCACCACUCGCCACGCAACCAAAAAUUGAAAAAAGUGAGAAAAGGGAGAGAGAAAUCAGAGAAAGAAAAGAGGACCCGCAGGGCCGCAGUAGUAAAGAGGAAGCUAAAUCUGGAAAUGGAAUAAUAAAAAAGAAGCGGUGAAUUCAGUUUGAGAUAGGAAGGUACCUGCGUUGGCGUGCAAAGAACGGAAUAUGAUGGGUUCGGAUGAGGGGCGCCCGGAAAAUGUACAGAGUACGGCGAGGUUUCUGGCAACGUGCUUGAUCGGAGGGGUGGUUGUGGGGGUCUCGCUGUUGGGCCUAUCGCAGCUGCCUUUGGGAAUUCGGAGGAGAAAGAAGAAUAAACCCAUACGGGUCUACAUGGAUGGCUGUUUUGACAUGAUGCACUACGGCCACUGCAAUGCCCUGCGUCAGGCUCGUGCCCUUGGCGACCAAUUAGUUGUCGGUGUUGUCAGCGACGCCGAAAUCACUGUCAACAAAGGUCCUCCUGUUACCCCUCUUAAAGAAAGAAUGAUUAUGGUCAACGCUGUCAAGUGGGUUGACGAGGUUAUCCCUGAUGCGCCUUAUGCCAUAACUGAAGACUUCAUGAAGAAACUCUUCGACGAGUACAACAUAGACUUCAUCAUUCAUGGUGACGAUCCAUGCGUUCUUCCUGAUGGUACUGAUGCUUAUGCUCUGGCCAAGAAGGCUGGUCGCUAUAAGCAAAUAAAGCGCACUGAAGGAGUCUCCAGCACGGACAUUGUUGGUCGUAUGCUUCUCUGUGUAAGAGAGAGAGCCAUUAGUGACAGCAACAACCAUUCUUCUUUGCAAAGACAAUUCAGCCACGGUCAUGGCCAGAAAUUUGAAGAUGGUGGAUCUGGAACUGGAACUCGUGUAUCUCAUUUUCUGCCAACAUCUCGCAGAAUUGUUCAAUUCUCAAAUGGGAAGGGGCCUGGACAGGAUGCGCGAAUAAUUUAUAUAGAUGGGGCAUUUGAUCUUUUUCAUGCCGGACAUGUUGAGAUCUUGAGGGUUGCUAGGGAGCUUGGAGAUUUUCUUCUUGUUGGGAUACAUAAUGAUCAGACUGUCAGUGUUACUAGGGGAGCACAUCGCCCUAUAAUGAAUCUUCAUGAAAGAAGUUUAAGCGUUCUGGCUUGCCGCUACGUAGACGAGGUUAUAAUUGGGGCUCCAUGGGAGGUGUCAAAAGACAUGAUCACUACCUUCGACAUCUCCCUUGUUGUCCAUGGAACAGUAGCAGAGAAUAAUGAUUUUCAGAAGGAAAAGUGCAACCCAUAUGCUGUUCCAAUAAGUAUGGGUAUCUUUAAAAUUUUGGAAAGUCCUCUGGACGUCACCACUACCACAAUAAUUCGAAGAAUUGUAUCAAACCAUGAAGCGUACCAGAAACGUAAUGAGAAGAAGGCAGAAAGUGAGAAAAGGUACUAUGAGGACAAGACGCAUGUGUCUGGAGACUAAUAGAUGUUGGAUCGUCUGGGGCACAUACAUGGUCAGGCGUUUGGCCCAUAUUUCUUCAGUUAUUGUUACCAAGGAUAAUGGAUUUUUCAUAGUACUAACAUCACAGAUGAGCCAGCAGGGUUGGCGCUAGCAUGUUUUGGUGAUCCAUUAUUUUAAGAUAUCGUGUAAUUGCUGAGUUAGUGUUGCCAUGGAUUUAUAUGUAUGUGUAUUGUUUUGUCCACUAAACUGAAAAGAGGAUACAAGGGACUAGUAUAAAAUUGUGGAAAGAGGUGAUGCUGCUUCGGGUGAACUCUUUGCCGUUGGUUGCUAGAGAUGCAAUCAAUUUUCCACACCCAUGCAGAUCCUAAUUUCCCACUUUUACAAAGAAAAGAAAUCUCUCUCUCU
This is a messenger RNA of Corylus avellana, 1844 nucleotides long. It is a transcript of the gene PECT1, whose product is annotated as phosphorylethanolamine cytidylyltransferase 1. Gene Ontology annotation, molecular function: ethanolamine-phosphate cytidylyltransferase activity. Gene Ontology annotation, cellular component: cytoplasm. Gene Ontology annotation, biological process: phosphatidylethanolamine biosynthetic process. The record is from RefSeq and is a predicted model, not a curated record. NCBI's taxonomy places the organism in Eukaryota, Viridiplantae, Streptophyta, Magnoliopsida, Fagales, Betulaceae.